Messenger RNA from Cornus florida, 1733 nucleotides. Its product is annotated as E3 ubiquitin-protein ligase SINAT2-like. Gene Ontology annotation, cellular component: cytoplasm. The coding region runs from base 626 to 1552 and encodes 308 amino acids. Gene Ontology annotation, molecular function: ubiquitin protein ligase activity; protein binding. The record is from RefSeq and is a predicted model, not a curated record. Gene Ontology annotation, biological process: ubiquitin-dependent protein catabolic process; multicellular organism development. The transcript has 4 exons. Lineage: Eukaryota; Viridiplantae; Streptophyta; Magnoliopsida; Cornales; Cornaceae.
CAAUUUAUCGGGUCAUGGUAACAUUAGAGUACACACCACUCAUAAAUGAAAUUCCGAAUUCCUCCUUAAGUCAUUAUUCUUUCGAGGAUUAGUUUCUCACUCUUACCACUUCUUGGUUUGGCGCAAGAUUAAAGGUUUCUGAAAUUAACCGCGAUUAGGUUUUUUUAACGGUAUGGAUGAUUUGGGAAGUCGGCGACGGUAGCAGAGCGGAGGGCAGCGUAAGAGGCGUCGAGGACGAGGUCGUAGAGGAGGGUGGAGAGAAAGCACCGGUGGCGGCGACGACGAUGGGUAUCGGAGUUCGCCUGUGGACAUCAAAGCUUCCAACAUUCUGCUUGAAGAAAUGCUCAAUUGCAAUCUCUGAUUUUGGGUCUGCUAAGAUGGGGUUUUCUUCCACUGUUUUGCCACCGUCGUCAGCGACGAAGCAAUUGAUGAUGGGUUCUCUGCGAUACGGAACCCAAUUCAAACCCUAUUUCACAAUAUCAAAAUUUUACAUCCUAAUUCACCCAAAUCAAGUCCCAAGGCGUUCUUCAUCACUCCACGUGUUUUUGCCGUAAGAAGCCCUAAUAGUGUAAUACACUCUUCUCUCACUUACUGGUUAAAGCCAUCCAAGGUAUCGGGAAGUGAAAUGGUGGUGAAGAGAAUAUUACGGUGUUUUGACCUUUGUACUGCAACUGCUGUUAAUGAUGAAGCACAUUCAAAUGCAGAAAUCAGAAGCUCGCCUAACACAAAAUCUGCGAUUGCUGUUAAUGAUGAAGCACAUUCAAAUGCAGAAAUCAGAAGCUCGCCUAACAUAAAAUCUGCGACUGUGGAUGCACAAUAUGUAACAAUAGCAAGCAGUGCCAUGAAUAACCUACUUGAGUGCCCUGUCUGCCUCACUUUAAUGUCUCCUCCCAUUCAUCAGUGUCCAAACGGCCACACUUUAUGUUCAAACUGCAAGGCCAAAGUAUGCAAUAUUUGCCCAAUUUGCCGUCAAGUGCUCGGAAGCAUUAGGUGCUUGGCUUUGGAGAAAGUUGCGGAAACAUUAGGAUUACCAUCCAGUGUUCGUCCAUAUAAUUGUCCAUACAACGAAACAGCUAAAUGCUGUGUCACUGGUGAUAUCCAAUUCCUUGUUGCACAUCUCAAGGAUCAUCACAACAUUGACGUUUUUGAUGGGUGUGCUUUCACCAUUAAAUAUAUCAACCUUAAAUAUAUCAUCCCCAAUCCCGAAAAUGUCCAUACAUGGAAGCUGACGGUUUUCAACUGUUUUAGCCACUAUUUUUGCUUGCACUUUGAGUCUUUCCUUCUAGAAACAGUACCAGUUUACAUGGCCUGCGUGCGUUUUAUGGGCAAUGAUGAUGAUAAGGCAAACAAAUUCAGGUAUAGUUUGGAAGUUGGUGGAAAUGGCAGAAAGUUAACAUGGCAAGGAGUUCCAAGGAUGAUUCGUGAUAGUUGCAAGGCAGUUCGUGACAGUCUAGAUGGUCUGGUUAUUCCAAAAAACAUGGCCUUAUUUCCUCCUGAUGGUGAUAUGCAGGAGCUGGAACUAAAGGUGGAACUAAAGGUGGUCGGCAUAUAGGAAGAACAGCUAUAAUGCAAUAAAUAUGCAUCCCAAAAAUUUAUGGGAAAAUAUCUAUUUUCAUUUAUAUUUUGGUGGAAAAUUCUUCUUUCUUCUUCAUUUUUUUUUUUUUUUGGUUUUUGUAAAUGCCCUAGUUUUAGAAACAGUUUCUGGUUAAUGAAUCAGAUUUGUUUCAAGUGCA